Messenger RNA from Cladocopium goreaui, 4322 nucleotides. The record is from the annotation of a GenBank genome assembly. NCBI's taxonomy places the organism in Eukaryota, Dinophyceae, Suessiales, Symbiodiniaceae.
GCACGCCAGUUUGCCACCACCCGGUGGCCAUCUCUUGUGACGUCCGCGUCACCAUGCCGGUCCCUUUGACUGAAACCUCCUUGACUUCAGAGAAGAGUGCGGUACCCUUCUACUUGUCGUCCGAGCAAGCCUUGCAGGAGUACCUGGAGUCCACCGGUGUGGACACCAGCAAGUUUGGCAAAGGCAAUGCCAAACCCUUGUCGUGGUUGUACCAGGAGCUUCAAGAAGGAACCUGCUACUUGGAAUCGCCACAUCAGAGUUCCACAAGUCCCACCAGUCCCGUGGAUCGACGUCCCAAGCGUUUGCUGCGCGUGGUGGAGCCCAUUUUCAUUCGCCUUCGCUUUCGCAGCCGCGUGCUGGUACAGGACAAACAACAGUUCCCGGAUGGCCGCUUUCGGGUCCGCAACAUGUUGCUGGCCGAGAAGAAGGAACCUCGAGAUUCUGGAGGUCUCUUAAGCACCAUCCACCGGGCCAUCAAUGAAGAGUUGGGGGUGUCCUUGGAGGACCUUCGUCGUGAGGAUGUCAUGCAAUAUCGUCCAGACACCUACCAUUUUGAAAUCGAGCAUAUCGACUCACCAUCCUAUCCAGGACUUGCUUCUGCCUACCGAACACACCAUGUCCAAGUUGAUAUCCUCGAGACAGGCUUGGACGUCUUCAUGCACUGUGGUUUGCCGGAGUUCUCAGACUUUGUGACCACAGAGAAGACCGCGCACGGUGUGAUCACCUUGUUCUGGCGUUGGGACGAUGUGAACGCAGCCCUGAAACGCGGCGUGGUGAAAUUUCCGCCCAAGUCCUUGGCGCCAACGAUGACCCGACCCUCCCUGUGCUCGGUCAAGUCGAGUGGAUCCCUGGACGCUCCGGAAAAAUCCGUGCUGCCAGCCAAUGUGUUGAAAGAUGGCGGCCUUGCUCUUUAUUUGAAGAAGGCGGGCAUCGACCCUGACGCCUACGGCAGAGACAAGGCCAAGAGUUUGGAUUCCUUGCUGAAGGAAGUGGAAUGUGGCGAGACUGUCUUGGAAUGGAACGCCGCCACCAGUCAGAUCCGCCGCAUCGUGGAACCAGUCUUCGUGCAACUCCGCUGGGGCGACCAGGUCCUUGUUGAGCAGGAGCAGGUCAUGUCUGAUGGACGCACUCGUUCAAGGAAUAUGCUUCUGGCGGAGAAGAAGAAACCGGAGGAUACGGUAGUGGAACAAACCGUGUACCGAGGCUUGGCAGAAGAGCUCCUGGAGAACUACCAAGAAGCGAUCCCAGAUGUGUCGAUCCACGUGCGCUUCAUGCAAGAAGCCUACUGCUGUGUGGCCGAGAAUUUGGAAUCCAGCUCAUACCCAGGUUUGCCCUGUGUCUACAUCACGCACUAUUGCGCGGUGCAACUUUUGGACAGCGGCCUACCUUCCUUUGAGGAGAUUGGGAUGUUGGAGCCACAAUUUGAUACCAAAGAAGAGGAUGGCAAGAUCAAUCGCUGGCGCUGGGUGGAUUUGGAUGAAGCGAGGAAGACCAAGGUGAAAGGUUUUCCAAAACUGGACGAGAACCAGAAUGCGGACACCAUUGGCCUCUGGCAGCUCAUCGAAUCAGCCCCUGAUGACAUUGGAGAUUUGCGCGUGCUCUUGGAGAUGGGUGGAGUGAACGUGAGCGCGUGGGGCAUGUACGCCCAGGACUCCUUGAAAUCCUUGUUGCAAGAGAUUCAAUCUGGCGCCAGCACAUUGGAACGCGAUGACAUCUCUGGGAAGGUGCGCCGGGUGAUUUGCUCUUCCUUGGUGCAACUGAAGGUCAGUGGUUCGAAGGAAGCAGAGAAGCUGAAUCCUGGUGGACUAGGCUUCGACUUGGGAGAUGCGCGAAGCAUGGUGAAUUACCGAGCGGAUCGAGGGGUGUGGGAAGUCUUGCACAGCGACACCGCAUCGUAUCCUGGACUUCCUUGCUGCUACCAGACACGACUGGUGCAAUUUGAAUCGCUGAAACGGGAAGCCUUGCCGAAGCUGCCUUCGGACAUCGUGGAGAGGAUUGGGGGCGACGAUAGCAAGGGCAAUGGCCGGAGGAAUUCUCAACGCAGUUCACAAGCCUCCUCCCUCAACGGAUCGCUGACGGUUCCCAUGAGCAUCAUGAGCCCCUGCCAGAGCAGUUUGGCCUCGAUGCCGGGGUCGUUAGAGGAGAGCCCCACAUCGCGGCAGAACGUCGCUGCGGAUCCUAAGGCCGAGCUGGUGGACCUUCCGGUGGAGGCUCAAGGUAUUUAUCGCCAGGUGUUGCAUAUGCACAAGGAUCUGCGCUUCCGGAUGGUGGCAAAGGAAGCCUCCGAGAAAUCGGCGGCUCCAGCCACUCACGCGGUGUCUUGCUCCUGUGAGAUCUUGUUGAUCCGAAACAUCAACCCCCUGACGGCGACCUACCAGUGCCGUUUCUACAUCUUCAUGGAGUGGUUCGACCCGGCAGCCAUUGGCAUGCCGCCUGGGGAUGUCUCAGAAGAGAAUCGAAAGAAGUUGUGGAUCCCGGAAAUUGCCUUGCAAAAUACGCUGAAAACAGGAGUUGAGAUCCACUACCCACCAGAGAUCGUCUUCAGUGAGAAGGGACAUGUGGCAGCAAAGGUCCUGUACCAGGAUUUGGGUUUCAAGGCCAUUAUGCAGAUGGAGAUUGACAUGCGACUGUUUCCCUUCGACACCCAGCGGCUGAACAUUGUGCUAGGUUUGAGGGCCAGACGCGACCGAGAUCGGGCCGUUUUUUGCAGGUUCUGCCACGUUGACAGCACAAUCCGGCUGGACGAAUGGAAACUGCUGGGUGCCUUCCAUCACACGGAUCGGCCCGAUGGCCGUGCACGUGUGCAGUUUGGGGUGAUCAUUGGCCGUGGCUACAUGUAUUAUGUGCUGAACGUGCUGACAACUCUCUGUGCCAUCGCCUCCUCCUCUUUCGCUGGGUAUCUUCUGCAGUUGAAGCCGCCCUUCGACCGACUACGCUUCUGCAUCUCCAUCCUCUUUGCACAGACCACUUUCCGCUUGUCCAUCGACAGCAAACUGCCCAUCGUGGCCUACGCAACAGCCUUCGAUCACUUCGCCAUGGCCUGUCAGUUGCUGCUGCUGUCCAUCAUUCUGGGUGUUGUCAUCGUGGUGAUGCUGUCUGACAGGUGGCUUGGAUUUGGAGGAGAGGCUGCAGCUGAAGUCGUCGAUAAGGUCUUCAUGUUUACCUUGAUGCCUGUGUGGAUUUUCACCCUUUUGGGCUUCAGCAUAUGGGUUGCAAGGGCCCGUCGUGAACACCAGAAAGUCUUGCAAUUUAAUCAUGCUGACCUGGACAAGGAUCAGCAGGAUGGAGAUCUCGGCGAUUUCUCUCCAGACGCCGUGGAACAAAUUGCGCGCCUCAAGGGCCGGCUGCGCUACACCUCGGCGCGGCGCCUGAGUCCCACGGAGGUGAACAUUUCGACCGAUGCUGUGGCUGUGUCGACCAUGGUGUGGUUCAUCCACGACAUUGAUCCCAUCCAAGCGCAGUACGAAUGCAAGUUCACCGCGUACAUCGAGUGGCUGUCGCCCAACGCGGUGGGAUUGCCGGAGCACAUCCGACUCAGCAAAGAGGAACUGAUCAGUUUGAACAUGCCCGAGAUUGACGUUCGCAACAAGGUGGAGUUGAAGGUGGAAGAAGGUCCUGAUGCCUACGUCACCGACAGCACUGUGGGAAGGAUCAUGGUCUCUACCAGAUACCUGGCCAAGCUGCAAUUGCGCUUGAAGUUGAGGAACUUCCCGUUUGAUGAGCAGAGCCUUCCAAUCGACUUCGUGAUGCCAUCUGAGAAGGACAAUCGACGGGCCUUCGUGUUUCGCAACUGCGAGCUGGCGCCUUUGGCGAAAAACCUGGACGAAUGGACCGUGAAGGACACGUGGACCAGAUGUGACUUUCACGAGGGCAUGAGUCAGGCGACCAUGUUCGUUCAGGUGCGACGGAACUCCAAGUACUAUGUGGUCUCCGUGUUGGGCGUGCUGUUGGGCAUUUCCUCGUUGGUCUUCACCGUCUGGUGCAUCGAGGUGGACGAAAACGGUCGUAAGAUCCUCACGCCUUUGCUGAUGACUUUGUUGGCCUUUAAGCUGUUGACCGCCUCAGGAAAGAUUCCGAAGGUGGCCAAGGCCACGAUCUUCGAUCGUUAUGCCUCCUGGUGCGGAAAAAAACACGUGAAGUCACCAAACAAUGGGGUCCUGGCGACGGAGGCCUGUUUCUUCGUGACGGUCUUCAGCUGCUCCCUGCUGCGGGCCUUGAUCACCUCGGGUCCCGAGAUGGCCAAGAUGGGCGGCCUGCUGCGCUUCAGCUUCGGCCUGGUGCUGUGGCAGAUUAGAUGGGGGAAGUUGGGAGAUGAGCUGUGA